Messenger RNA from Macrobrachium nipponense, 4874 nucleotides. RefSeq names its product gastrula zinc finger protein XlCGF57.1-like. NCBI's taxonomy places the organism in Eukaryota, Metazoa, Arthropoda, Malacostraca, Decapoda, Palaemonidae. The coding region runs from base 857 to 2242 and encodes 461 amino acids. Gene Ontology annotation, molecular function: DNA-binding transcription factor activity; RNA polymerase II cis-regulatory region sequence-specific DNA binding. The transcript is spliced from 2 exons. The record is from RefSeq and is a predicted model, not a curated record. Gene Ontology annotation, biological process: regulation of transcription by RNA polymerase II.
ACCAGCGCUCUUACUGCCUGACUUCUUCUUCUUUAGCUAAAUCAAGACCGCAGGUGGAUUAGGUCGGGAAAAAUGCUCACAUUUUUAGCGACAGUCCCUCUCUUUUUACCCUUCCUUUGAACUUUGGCCUUCCCCUUCUUCUCAUAACACUUUGAAACAAAUGACUUUCUUCUACUGCUACAAUUACAUCCACAACGCGAUAUUACCUGACCAGAUAAUCGUGGCAUUUGAGCCGUUAUGUCGAAUCCUUCUGUUAGUACUACUACUCUCACUCAACGUCCAGCUGUGUGAAGGGACUGAAGGGUCACCGAAGUCCGAAGUACUAAGUAAUACUGUGAUAGAAAACCCCUGCUGAAGAACUGAACAUCAGAUUUUUCCCAUAAAUAAUAUGAAAGUUGGUCAAAAUAAUAUCCAGUUUUGAAAGGCAUCAGCAUAUAGGUAGUAGUUGUUAUAAAAGGAAGAUAUGAAAUGCAAAGAAGUAUUGUAACAUUAUUGGAGAUAAGUUGAUAUUAUUUGUUUGGAAAACUUUAUAUUUUGAUGUAUUGGUUGUCCACAGUUAGUUAUGAAGCAGUCUCACUAAUAAGAAUUCAUCUAAAAUGUUCAAGUAGAGUUUACCUAAAUCUGUUAAUUUUGUGUAUAAAGUUUGAGUGGAAAUACUUUUAUGACACUAUCUGCAAUUAUUAUAUUUAGUUUAUUUGCUUUGAUAUGAUAAAAAUCUGUCUGCAUACAGGCCACAUAUGAAGGAAAUAUACAUAGAACUAAUAAGAUAGAGUGCAAACAGUUAUUUGAAGCAGUUGGUCCUUUCAACAUUUGUCUUCAGGAAAGAGCAGGGACAUUUGUCGACAGUAGGGCAAAAAUGGAUUUGGAGCUACGUCUUGAAGACUGUGUGAAAAUGGCAGUUGAAAACUUACUGUCAUUUUCUUUAAUAAGACCAAAAGCUGAAAAUCUGGAGACAAAUCAAGGUGGAUCCACAAGCAACAGCUCUUCUUUUUUAGAUUCCUCUGUACAAGUCAAAGCUGAACCAGUACAUGUUCAUCCUGAUGAAAUACAUUCAGGCAAUUCAUGCAUGUCUGUGGAAGAUGAAAGUGACCCCCUAAAUUGUGAAAAGGAAUGUGGAAAUUAUAUUGGGGAAGGAAAUUCUCAUUUGCAAAUAGCUGCCAGAGGCAUUUUUCAUGAAAGUCACACAAGAAGCAACAAAGAGCUUGAAGACUUUUCACAGACAGUUGAUAUGGGAGGAAACCUAUUAUCCUGUCUGGAGUGUGGAAAAAAGUUUUUUCAGAACAGUCAUCUUAAAAGACACAUGAAAAUUCAUACAAAAGAGAAGCCUUUCUCUUGCACAGACUGUGGAAGUGGAUUUCCUUCCUCCGGUGACCUAAGAAGGCACAGGAGAACUCACACAGGUGAGAAGCCAUUCUCUUGCACUGAAUGCCAAAGUAGUUUCUCUAACUCGACACAUCUCAAAACUCACAUGAGAACUCAUACAGGAGAAAAGCCGUUCUCUUGCAGUGAAUGUCAGAGUACAUUUUCACGAGCAGGGAGCUUAAAAAUACACAUGAGAAUCCAUACUGGAGAAAAACCAUUUACUUGUACUGAAUGUCAAAGCAGUUUUUCUGAGUCAGGUCAUUUGAGAAGGCAUAUGAGAACUCAUACUGGAGAGAAACCUUUCAGCUGCCCCGAAUGCCAAAGUACGUUUUCUCAGUCAAGUCAUCUAAAAAUACACAUGGUGACUCAUACAGGAGAGAAGCCUUAUACUUGCCCAGAAUGUCAAACUAGUUUUGCUCAGUCAAGUAACCUCAGAAUGCACAUGAAGACACAUACUGGAGAAAAGCCAUUUGGAUGCACUCAGUGUAAAAGUAGGUUUGCUAACUCUGCUCAUCUCAAAAUCCACAUGAGAAUUCACACGGGAGAAAAACCGUUUUCUUGCACCGAAUGCCGUAGCAGUUUCUCUCGCUCGAGUCAUCUCAAAAGGCACAUGAGAACUCACACAGGAGAAAAGCCUUUUACUUGCACUGAAUGUCAGAGUGAUUUCUCUCUCCUGAGCAAUCUCAAAACACACAUGAGAACCCACACGGGAGAGAAGCCGUAUACUUGCACUGUGUGUCAGAGUAGUUUUUCUCAUUCUGGUCACCUCAAGAGGCACAUGAGAACUCAUGUGGGGAAGAAAUCAUUCACAUGUGCUGAAUGUCAGAGUAGUUUCACACACGUGAAUAGUCUCAAAACACACAUGAAAAUUCAUAAAUGAAAGAUACUGCUAUUAUAUAAUUAAUGUUAAAUUAAUCACCGUCUCUUGAGUAAUGUUGAAGAACACUUGCGGAUUCACACCAAAAAAAAAAAAACAUUAAUAUGAGUUAAAAAUUAUGUUACAUGCCCAGAACACGUGGGAAUGGUGUUGCUUGUUUGCAUUACAUGUCAAAAUAGUUUUUUCUUUUAAGUUUUAAUUUUCAAAGUAUAGCUACUUAAAAAUUCAUUCUGAAGUUAAACUAUUCACUGACACUGAAUAGGGAAAUUGUCACCCGGAACUGUACAAUACAAAAAGUAGCAAAAGAAUUAGAGCUCCAAGGGGGAAGCAAUCCAGGUUGAAAUAAUGUGAUCUGUUUUCGGGCAGAGUAGUACCUUGAAUUUUUGGGCUUGGUAACAACAGAUUUCAAAGCUGUAGCAGCAUCUGUGAUAUACAAUAGUAAUUAAUGAGCUUUAAUUUACUACAUGUUAGCCUUUUUGAUUUUGUGUGGAUGAGACUAUAACUGCUGUAUGACUAAGUUCUUUCCAGUGAAGUGCAGCGAUCAUGGAAUGUUGUGCGUCUGUAUCUUAGCUCUUAACAAGUGUUCUCUUUUGUAGUGUAUUAAAUUAAAUAUGGCUACACCAAAGAGGGCAGUUGCAAAGCAUAUGAGUGGACUUGGAAAUUGAUCUUCUUAUUGGGGACAUGUCAGAUUUUUAAUGUAAUAAUUUAGUAUUAACAAGCAAUGUGUGAGUAACAUCAAGAAGUCGGUAAACACAAUUUGUUCUUGUGUAACUAAAUAUGUUUCUCAUAUAUUUGAUGUUUUAGGUGGUAGAAAGCAUGUGAAAGUGGAUAGGGAAGAGGCUGUUGACGAAGCAUUAUAAGCACUCUAUAGUGUCCAACUAAUGACCGCCACAGAAAAAUUUAUACAGCAUUGUGAUGCAAGAAAAUUUGGUUCAAGGGAGACCUGUGUGGCAGAUCCUCAAUGUAUGCAGAAUUGUAAAGCAUAAAUGUAUCAUAGUUUGUGUUCUGACCUUGAGAAAAUUAAGCCUUUUCAAGAAAAGUUUUAGAGGUUAACUAAGGAUGAACAGUUGACUGGUGGAUAGAUUAUUGUAAGCCAGUGAGAGUAAUUUAUUCUAUAAAAUGCUUCCUGAAAAUAUAGUGGUUUCACAUUGCAUGGAUGGACUGCAGUUCUGCAGUAACAUAUGCUAAUGCUAUUUGGCUUCAGAACCUUAAACCUUGUGUAGUUGGCUGUACAGCCAGGGUUUUUGACUGCUUGUUAGUGAGAUGAAGUCUUCCUCUAGAUUACCAUAACAGCAAAAAAGCUUAAUUCUCCAUCUUUAUUUUUUGGAUUUUUUUUUGAGUUAAAUGUGCUGGCAGUCUACAAGUAUCAACCAGUGCUGAAAUGUAAAGUAGAAAGUGUACAUACUGUGCUUAUUUACAUGGGUUAGAGAUAGUAGGAUAGACGUUACUUUUUUCUCCCAAAUAUUGCUUUCACAGUGUAGCCCAUGAAUUAGGAUAUAAUUAUAGCAAUCAAACAAUUCAGUAUCCAAAAUUUUCCAGAAUAGGUUAUGGUAAUGGGUGACAAAACUGAAUAGGAAAGGUUACAGCGUUCACACAAAUUUAUGUACAUAUAGGAAUGUAGGGGAUAACCACUGUGGUAAAGUAUAACUUUUGCGAAAGUUAUCCAACAUUCAGUAUUAUUGAUGAAUGUUAUAAUUGUGCCAGCUGAGACCACUAAUUCACACUCCUCCCCUAGACCUGUUCCAAGCCCUGACCCUGUCCAUAGCCACACUAUUUCGUGAGCCCUCCAAAACCUAUCUUGGACAACCCAAUGUAUUUUUCACCAUUAGGAGGUUCUGCUAACUAUAUUGGCGGUGUUAUUCUUGGAAUCCAAUUUUGACCGCUGCAUAAUCUCUCGUUCCUCCUCCUAACUUUAUUAGUGUUUUCUUUUGCUUUUGGUUUUUUUACUCAGUUGCUUUUUCUUUGCACAUAAUAUGGAUAUGAUUACAGCAUAUCCACUGUUUAGGUGACUUACCUCUGUUUAGAUGACAUGUUGAUGCUUACGUGUACAAGGACUCUACCUUCUUUUAUGCCCUCAUUUUAUUGGAUUGUUUUCAUGCUAUUUUUAGAUUUUAUGCUGUUGGUUCAUUUUUCUUUGACAUUUAACUAUGCAGUUAAGCAUAGUGUGAUCAAAUGUCGUAAGCAUUAGUAUUUUGUGGGUAAAUGAUAAAGCAGAAAUAUGGUAUUUACAGAGUGAAAUUAAUUUUGUUACAAACCCAGCAGUUUAUAUUUGCCUAAUCUUGCAUUCAGUCUCUCCUUGGAUGAACCCCCUAAAAAGAGAAUGCUCCACAUGACCGGUAUUUCUCUGGGUACUAUCUCUAAUGGUGACAGCAAUAUUACUUCCUGAUAUUUUCCAAACUUAUUAAAGGAUAUGUAAGGUUGGGAAGUGGUCACAUUGUUAUGUAGACUGAGGGGUUUGUUAUGUAAAAAUAUUAUUUGGGGUGAAUAUUACUUACUGUUAAAGUCAGCUGGUUUAGUUAGCUUAUACUAUCUCUGUGCCAAUAGGCAAAUCAGCAUUCAAACAAAAGAUCGAAUAGUUGCCCAGAUGAUAACUGUCAAGUACACCUGUUCUCCACCAGGUGUGUUUCAAAUGUUU